This is a messenger RNA of Colletes gigas, 3909 nucleotides long. RefSeq names its product transportin-3 (gene Tnpo-SR). Bases 134 to 2986 code for a protein of 950 amino acids. The transcript is spliced from 19 exons. Gene Ontology annotation, cellular component: nuclear membrane; cytoplasm. The record is from RefSeq and is a predicted model, not a curated record. Gene Ontology annotation, biological process: protein import into nucleus. NCBI's taxonomy places the organism in Eukaryota, Metazoa, Arthropoda, Insecta, Hymenoptera, Colletidae. Gene Ontology annotation, molecular function: small GTPase binding.
CAGAAUUUAAGGAGCGAAAAUCAUUUGUUGUUGGACUUAUAGGUUGGAUGUAGGUCUAGUAAACGCGACUGAUCUGUUGUCAGUGGGAAUUAACUGUAUGGAGAUUACAGGGAAAAGGAUUAUUUUUUAAAGUAUGGAGUCACCACCUGACCUGGAAGCUGUUUACCAGGCUGUGUAUUCAUUGUAUAAUAAUUCGAAUCCGUCGGGGCCAGGGAAAACGUCUCAAUGGUUGGACGAAUUACAAAAAUCGGUGUUUGCAUGGAAGAUAGCGGAUGAAAUGUUGCAGCAGAAGCGUGAUGUUCAGUCUUGUUAUUUUGCUGCACAAACAAUGCGCACAAAAAUACAACUAUGCUUCCAAGAAUUACCUGCAGAGGCUCACAUUUCUUUGAGAGAUUCAUUAAUGAAUCACAUAUCACAAACUAAUGAAAAUACAAAUUCAGCUAUUGUUACACAGUUAUGCCUAGCAUUGGCAGAUCUAGCACUGCAAAUGUCUUCUUGGCAAAAACCGGUUGUGGACUUAAUUAAUAGAUUUGGUGGGUCCACAACUAGUCUGUGGCCACUGCUCGAAGUAAUGACUGUAUUACCAGAGGAAGUAAAUUCACGAUCUCUUAGACUAGGAGCCAAUCGCAGACAACACAUAUUACUUGAACUAAAUGCAAGUGUAGAUACAGUAACAGAAUUUUUGAAACUGUGUUUAAAAAAUGGUGGAGAUAAUGUACAAAUUCGCGUUACGAUUCUUAGAUGUUUUAUAAGUUGGAUCGCAGUGCAUGCUAUACCCCUUGUACCUACGAGCGACGUUAUUGUGUAUACUCUCCAAAUACUUGGAAACCACAUGAUUGGAUCUCAAUUACACGAAGCGGCCGCUGAUUGCAUAUGCGUAAUUUUACAAGUACUCGAAGAAGACAGUAAUAGCAAUCGUGAUAAUAAUAGCGAAUCGAAUAUACAGUUACAACAGUUGCAACUAUGGCUUUUCACUAGCGUAAUGGCUUUAGAGCAGCCGUACCAUUUAUCCGUCGCGCACGAAGACAUGGACAAGUCGAUAAAUUAUUGCCGGAUUUUUACGGAAUUAGCUGAAACUUUCUUGGAAACGAUGAUAAGCGGCUGCGUGGGAGGAAAGCAACAUUAUGCUAUCAAAAUCCUUGACCUUGCCUUGGUAUGUGUUGGACAUCAUGAUUACGAGGUAGCACAAAUAACUUUUAAUCUGUGGUACCGUUUAUCGGAAAUUCUCUACCAAAAAAACAGCGAUGACCUUAAUGCAGUGUUCCGACCUCACAUCGAGAGAUUAAUCGGGGCGUUAUGUAGGCACUGUCAAAUGGAACCAGAUCAUCUGGGUCUGGUAGAAGAGGGUGCUGGCGGCGAAGAGUUUGCGGAUUUCAGAAAUCGUGUCUCGGAGUUAAUAAAGGAUGUCGUGUUUGUUGUCGGAAGUAGUCACUGUUUCCGUCAAAUGUUUUCCUCCUUGACGGGUGGUCCAGGCCCACAAGGCCAAGCCAACCAUGUGCCCACGUGGGAUUCGACCGAAGCCGCGUUGUUUGUAAUGCAGGCGGUUGCAAAAAACAUUUUACCAAAAGAAAACGACGUAGUUCCAAAAGUGGUAGAAGCUAUUUUAAAUUUACCUGAAAACACACACAUAGCCGUGCGUCACACAAGUAUCCUUUUACUAGGGGAACUUUGUGAAUGGAUAGAUAAUCAUCCUCAGUCUUUGGAGCCUGUUCUAAACUUUCUCUUGAGUUGCUUGAGCCAAAAAGGUUUAGGAAGCGCGGCUUGCAGCGCGUUACUGAGCAUAUGCACAGCCUGUCCGUUGCAUAUGGCGUCGCACUUCCCGGGACUAUUGCAAAUUGCACGUUCCCUCGACAGUUUUGCUAUCAGUAACGACGCAGCCAUCGGUUUACUCAAAGGUGUUGCAUUAAUCAUGUCUAGUUUACCGUGCGAAGAAAUUACCCAAGCGAUGAAGGAGUUGUGUUGGUUCCAAGCUAGACCGCUGUGUGAAAUUAUGGAACGUAGAAUUCCAAUUGAAAUAGGAACAAAGACUGAUCCUGUGAUAUGGUUAGAUAGAUUAGCCGCUAUAUUUAGGCAUACUGAACUUCGAAUUAAGUAUCCUAAUGAACCUCAUCCGUGUCAGAGCGCGGUCACAGAAAUGUGGCCGAUAUUGUCAAACGUAUGUACGGCAUAUCAACAUGACGCUAAAUUGAUGGAAAGAUGCUGUCGUUGUUUGAGAUUCGCUGUCCGCUGUGUAGGAAAACAUUCCGCCCAUCUUCUCGAGCCACUCGUAAAACAGAUCGUGCAAUUAUACGCAGCGCAUCAACACAGCUGCUUUUUAUACCUUGGUUCGAUAUUAGUUGACGAAUACGCCACCGAUUCAGAAUGUGUCUCUGGUUUAUUAGCAAUGCUCGAAGCAUUUAUUGGGCCUACCUUUAAUAUCCUUCAGCAACAAGAUGGACUAAAGAAUCAUCCUGAUACGGUGGACGAUCUUUUUAGAUUAUGCGCUAGGUUCCUUCAAAGGGCGCCUAUUCCCUUAUUACACUCGGCUAUAAUAGGAAGUAUAAUUGAUUGUGCCUUAAUGGCCUGUAGUUUAGAUCAUAGAGACGCAAACGUUUCGGUAAUGAAAUUCUUUUACGAUCUUGUACAUUGUGGACGUAAUUAUGAGAAGCGAUCAGAUUAUACGACACGACAAGUACUGGUACAACGUAUAUUAAGAGAAAAAGGACAAACGUUAGUCGUGAGACUGCUCCAUGCAUCCGUAUUCUCACUACCAGCGUACAUGUUGUCGGACGUAGCGGACGUUUUUGUUGAACUUUCUUUGACUAAUAGAGAAUUGUUAUCGAAAUGGUUAGAAGAAGCCAUCAAAAUGAUGCCCUCGCAAAACGCAGGUGGCUCCCCCACGGCGCAACCCGAACAAUUAUUUGAAUUUCAUAGUACUGUUACAAGCGCGGACACGUCAAAACCCGUAACUCAUGCCUUACGAAAUUUUGCACGCUUGUAUCGUUGAUGCAUUUCGUUGUAAAACUAAGGUUACGAACGUCAAAAUUAUAAACAGCAAAAGUCUUGCAGGAUCCUUCGAUUAAUCAAUACAUUUGAAGGUAUCAAAGACACAAGAUUACUGUAAAAUGGUGAGUGUUACGGUGUAUAAAUGUAUUUACAAAAGUUUUCAAUACUUUGUAUUUGUUUACUAUCUACACAUUCCUUUGCAAAGUAUGUAAAAAAAGGUAACAGUUAGCGUUCCCUUCUUGUAAAAUAAAUUUAUUAAUUUUACACAGAAGCAAUGCAUUUAGCGACACAGUUUUUUUAUCGCGAACAUUUCCCCCCCCCCGAAUAAUUACUACGAAACGAAGAACCUCAUUUCACGCUACGUGCUUUUAAUUAUUUUUAGUAAUUUUACGCAUAGUUUUAUCGUAUUUGUCCCCAUGGAGAGUGAUAUCCGGAUUACCUAUUACAUUAGGUAUAUAUCUAGUCAAUUGUAAAGGUAUUCAACAUUACGCAUACUUUGUAGAUAACGUGCAGGUAGUAAACAUUAAAAAAAAAAAAGAACAGAAUGAUUAUAUAUUUUCGUGCUUUCCAUUUUAUUUACACAGACAACCUUACAAUGGAAUGCUAUUAAAUCCACCCCCCUACCCUCUUAUAAAAAAAAAACUCUCGAACGUGUGCUAUUCGAUUUGUCUCUUAUGGUAAACUGAAUUGUGUUAGGUUACAUGAUUUUACAAUUACAUUUUUAAUACUCCAACUAUCCUGUUACGAGAUAUCACUUCCAGACGUGAGUUUUCUUAUAUAUAACAUGGAGAGCAAGUAAUGUAAUUUACGGAAACGAAUUUUUAGUGAUCGUCUAGCUUAUAAACUUACAAGACUUUACGUAAAUAAGAAUUGAAUACAACACGGACACAAAUCGAUCGUGUGUAUGUAUUUAAACAAACAAAA